Molecule: messenger RNA, 2027 nt
Organism: Quercus lobata
Lineage: Eukaryota; Viridiplantae; Streptophyta; Magnoliopsida; Fagales; Fagaceae
Product: S-adenosylmethionine decarboxylase proenzyme-like
Exons: 3
Coding region: 527-1678 (383 amino acids)
Biological process (GO): spermidine biosynthetic process; spermine biosynthetic process
Cellular component (GO): cytosol
Molecular function (GO): adenosylmethionine decarboxylase activity
Source: RefSeq, a predicted model, not a curated record
AUCUUCUCUUCUUCACAAAACACAAAGCCUCCUGUUUCUCUGUGUAACCUUCUAAUCAUUUAAAAGCCUGCCCAUCUUUCACUUUCCCUUGGAUAUCUAAUCUCAUUUUGGUUUUCUUCAUCAUACCUAAAGUAUCUCUGAUUUUCCCAUCCGCAGAUUAAUUUUCCAAGGAAAAAAGCGUGAAUGUUGUAAUGGAGACCAAAGGUGGUAAAAAGAAGUCUAGCAGUAGUAGUGGCUCUAAACAGUACGAAGUUCCUCUCGGUUACAUCAUUGAAGACGUUAGACCCAACGGUGGCAUCGAAAAGUUCAGAUCUGCUGCUUACUCCAACUGUGUGAGGAAGCCAUCCUGAUAUUCGAUACAAGAGAUGACUUGUUUGGUAGAAUAGGAUUUCCCUUUCGUUAUUUCGAUUUCGUUAGAACAAUAAUCUGAAUUCUCUUUGGCCAAACAAAACCCAGAAAACAAAAAAAAAACCACAAAAAAAGACACUCUUUUGCAUUAAACAAAGUAUUUCUCUUUUUUUAAGCAAUGGGCAUUUUCAACGAUCCUCCACCACCUUCACCAAUAGGGUUUGAAGGCUUCGAAAAACGCUUGGAAAUCUCAUUUUCUGAGCCAUCCAUUUUCAUUGACCCACAGGGACUCGGUCUCCGAGCUCUGACUCGGGCCCAACUCGACUCCAUUCUCGAGCCAGCUCAGUGCACCAUCGUUUCCAACCUCUCAAACUCCGAGUUCGACUCAUACAUUCUGUCAGAGUCAAGCCUAUUCGUCUACCCAUUCAAAAUAGUCCUCAAAACCUGCGGGACCACUAAGCUUCUCUUGUCGAUCCCACCGAUUCUCCAACUCGCUGACUCACUCUCACUCACCGUGUCCUCGGUCAAAUACUCUCGUGGCAGUUUCAUUUUCCCAAAUUACCAACCUGCCCCUCACCGUAACUUCACUGAGGAAGUCGCUGUUUUGAACGGGUACUUUGGGCACAUGAACGCACAGGCUUACGUCAUCGGCGAUCCCAAUGUUCCUAACCGUAACUGGCACAUUUACUCGGCGGCGAGUAAAGACGUUGAGAACAAUGAAAAUACCCAAAUUACCCUUGAGAUGUGCAUGACUAAGUUGGACCGCGACAGCGCGGCCGUGUUUUUCAAAAAAUGGGGAAGCAAUGGGGCAGGUGAAAUGACAAAAAAGUCCGGGAUUAAUGAAAUUAUUCCAACUCACGUGAUUUGCGACUUUGAAUUUGACCCGUGUGGGUACUCAAUGAAUGGAGUCGAGGGGUCUAGCUACUCUACCGUGCACGUGACCCCGGAGGAUGGGUUCAGCUACGCAAGCUACGAGGCCAUGGGGUUCGACCUCGAGACUAUUGGGUUCGAGCCACUGGUCAAGAGGGUGCUCAAGUGUUUUGGCCCGGCUGAGUUUUCUGUGGCGGUCACGUGUUCUAAUGGGGCCCGGUUCUUUUCUGCUGACGUGGAGGGGUACACGUGUGAGAACGUGGUGAAGCAGGAAUUGCCUGGUGGGUGUUUCCUGGUGUACUUGACUUAUGCGGAGAAAAAAGCUGAGGCUAAGGCUACAGAGGAGUGCACAGUGGUGCGCACACCUAUCAAAGCAAAAGUGAAAGCUGUCUUGCACUGCUGGAAGGAGUUUGUGGUGGAGGAGGAAGAGGAGCUGGUGACGUGUCGUUACGUGUCGUGAGCUUUUUUUUUUGGGCCACAGCCAAGAAGCCAAUCAGAGUGUCAGUUGUCAGUCAGUCAAUGCCAAUCAGUCUGUUGAGUGGCAUUUUGGUAAUUUACGUUGUUGGGCCUGUCGUGUUUGUCUUUUCCGUUGGAAUUUCUAUGGUCUUUAUGUUAUGUUUUGUUCUAUGUUUUUUUUUUUUUUUUUUUCAAGUCCAAUGUAUUGGGUCAUUGGUGUUUAGUCUAUAUUAUUACUUGCAAUAAAAGAGCGUGGUCAUGUUGUUGCUGUAGCAAUAGUGUUGCUUGGUACUAUUUUCGAAUGUAUGGGUGAAAAUUAUUAAUGAUUUAAAGGAUAUGGGUAUAGUGAUGAA